AACGGUGUGGCAGGGUCCAGGGUGUGUGAGGAUUAUUAACGGCCCCCCGGCUUCCCGUGUAAUAUGACCGGGUAACAGCCGAGGCCGGCGGCCACUCGGAGCCCACGCCGCUAAAGAGUAAAGACCCUUCAAAGGGGAGCUUCCAGUUUGGGAGGGGAUGGUUGGCAUGGAGAUGGGCGAGGGCGUGGUGUGAAUUGCGGGCUGACCAAUCUGAGAGCGUGGACCGGGUUGUUUGUUGGUGGUUCCGUCAAGAAACUUACUCAAGGAGCGCGGUGGAACGAGGUAGCGGAUGCAACAGCUGUGGGUAACUCGUAGGUUGGAUUGGGGCGCGCUGUGUGAGAAGCGGUAUACCGAGCUCCAUUGGUAGCCCACACCCAUCGGUGCUGCCUUGUAUAACAUACGGUAGCCACACCGAGACCCGUCACCACUACUAUCGUGACAGCCGUAUUUGUAUCUUCUCUACAAGCUGCUCUCUGUCUUGGUUUCCAUGGAGCUCAUUGAUCCCGGAGUGCUUCUUACCGGAGCAUCCUUUGCCUGCUUUCGCCUCUUGAACGGGAAGCUUCAGCGCCUGAUACCCGCCCCGAGUUCCGCGCUCCGGAAUCCCUGGAAAUGGAGGAACAUCUGGACCUCCUUCAUACACAGCCUGCUGACCGGGACCUGGGCGCUGCUUGGGUUUUACCUGCAGCCGGAGAUGGCCGAGGACUUGAUCUCCACUCACACUCGGUUUUCGCAUUGCCUCAUCGCUGUGUCUAUAGGAUACUUUAUCCAUGAUUUUGUGGAUAUGCUGCAGAACCAAAAGCUGCAUCAGUCCUGGGAACUGCUUUUCCAUCACACUGUGGUCAUCACAUGCUUUGGGAUUUCUUUGCUCCUCCAGCGCUAUGUCGGGUUUGCAGUGGUGGCGUUGUUGGUAGAAAUUAACUCGAUCUUCCUGCACUUGAGGCAGAUUCUACUUAUGGCCAACCUCUCAAAGACCACUUUUUAUCGGCUGAACAGCCUCCUGAACUUGGGAACCUAUGUCAUCUUCAGGAUUAGUACACUAGCCUGGAUGACCAGAUGGUUGGUGUUAAACCGAGACAACAUCCCCCUUCUUACAUACACCGUUGGCAGCGUGGGAAUGGCUAUCAUGACUGUAAUGAAUAUAGUCCUUUUUUGCCGCCUUCUACGUAGUGAUUUCCUGAAGUCGACUCGAGAUCAGCAGAAAGAGAAGGAUAAGUAAAGGUAGACGGCUCUACCCUGAGACCUCCUCGGAAGAAGAACAUGAGGAGUUAUGUGCAGAAUGCUAGGGGAACAUUUGGUGCCAAUACAUCUUGCAUAUCCCCCAGGUGCCCUGCAAGAUAAAACAUCCUCGGAUACAACCAAGCACUUGCCAUCCUGGAACAUUUUUAGAUUUUAUAUUGGUAAUCUUGUAAUCACACUUAUAUGCACUGCUGCUCCGCUCCGCUCUGCUCUACGCGCUUACUUGAGAUGACCCAUAAAAUAACCCAUAUGAAGUCGCCUUGGAACAUUUAUUUACUGGCCUUUAAGGAAAACUUGUGCUUCAAGCUGAGAGCACUUAAGAAGGUGUGUUUGGACCUCUCAUGGAAUAAUCCAUCAAAUUAACUAUUUAUGAUUUCAUGGACAGUUGAUUGGAUUUCUAAACGUUAAUAACAAUCCUAUCUAGAUUUAAUAGACCAUUAAACUCUAGAA
Molecule: messenger RNA, 1686 nt
Organism: Spea bombifrons (plains spadefoot toad)
Lineage: Eukaryota; Metazoa; Chordata; Amphibia; Anura; Pelobatidae
Gene: TLCD2
Product: TLC domain containing 2
Exons: 4
Coding region: 488-1216 (242 amino acids)
Biological process (GO): plasma membrane organization; membrane assembly; regulation of membrane lipid distribution
Cellular component (GO): plasma membrane
Source: RefSeq, a predicted model, not a curated record